AUGCUGCCGGAGACUGUCGGGACUGUGACCGUAUGGCCCAGUCCCUUAGCACUGGCUUCCACCUGGGAUGAGGAGGCGGUUGCAGCGCAAGCAAGUGCCAUCGGCAAAGAGUUCCGAGGCAAGAGCGCCAACGUCAUGCUUGGCCCGGGCUUGAACGUGCACCGGAUAUCUCGAGGUGGCCGCAAUUUCGAGUACUUGCCUGGUGAGGAUCCCUACCUGGGUGCGCGCUUGGCACGGUACUUUGUCGAGGCUGUUCAACGGCAAGGUGUCAUGGCUGUUCUGAAGCACUUUGGCUUCAACGAGCAGGAGACCAACCGCGGCACCGUAAAUUCCGUAGUGGAUGAUCACACAGCGUGGGAGCUCUACUACCAGCCUUUUGAGGCUGCGAUUGAUGCCGGCGCAGGAGCAGUUAUGUGCUCUUACAACAAAGUCAAUAACACACCGGCCUGCGGCAGUCACGACCUUCUCACCCGUGACUUGAGGGAAAAGAUGAACUUCAAGGGCUUCGUGAUGAGUGAUUGGGGUGCAGCCCAUUCCACUGCCUUUAGUGCUGGCUUGGACAUGGACAUGCCCGGCAAUGACAAUUUCUACACCUUCCAGGCUAUUUCUCAAGCAAGUCAAAGCAGUGUUAAUGCAUCGAUACGUCGAAUCUUGGCUUCGAUGUACCAUCUCCGUCUGGACCAGGGAGAUCCAGGCUGUACACCACCGCUGUGCAUCAACGACUUGGCUAAGGACGUCCAGCAAAAGGCUGACGUACCCCUGGCCAGACGGAUUGCCUCUCAGGCAGUGAUUAUGCUCCAGAACAACGGGGCGCUGCCACUGAAUGCAUCGAAAGUAAGAAAGUUGGGCAUUGUGGGUUCAGCAGCAGAUGCUUCGUUCAGCGAUUUUCAUCAGACUAUGAACGGCCUGCCGGUUGGCGAUUUCUAUUCUGGUGGCGGUUCUGGUCAUGUGCAAGGCAGCAAUCAGAGCUUGGUGACCACCCUGCAGGCAAUCAUCGAUCGCGCUCAAGAGGAGAAGAUCGAAGUCCUGUCUGCCAACACCUCCUUCAGGCACAACCACUCCAGGCCUUGGGGUGCCCUGCAGCAGGAGGCAGACCUUCUGGUGGUGGUGGCCGGGGUCAAGACAAUAGAGUCCAAAGAUCGACCCAACCUUGUCCUCGACCCAGCCGAUGAAGAACUGAUCAAGGAGGCCAGCGUGGCAAAGCCCACCAUUGUGCUACUGAUGGCUCCAGGCGCUGUGCUGCUGCCGUGGCGCUUUCAGGUCUCGAGUAUUUUGGUGCUUUUCUACGGUGGCGAGGCUUCUGGGUUCGCAUUCGCCUCCGUGCUCUUCGGGGAUGUGAACCCAGCCGCAAGGCUGCCCAUCACAAUUCCUGCCAGUGAGGCAGUUGUGGGGGCUCGGUAG
This is a messenger RNA of Durusdinium trenchii, 1401 nucleotides long. Lineage: Eukaryota; Dinophyceae; Suessiales; Symbiodiniaceae. The record is from the annotation of a GenBank genome assembly.